AGCAAGCAGCAUCAGCAAGCAGCAGCAUGAGUGUUCCCAAGAUACCCACUGAUGAGGAGCUGCGGAGUGCCGUGAAGGGCAUCCUUCGCAGCCAAAGCACACAUGCUGAGGACCCAGACAGGCGCAAGGAUAUGACGUUCGAGGUGGCCUGGGAAGUCUGCAACAAAGUGGGUGGCAUUCACACUGUGAUCAAGACCAAGGUUCCCGCAACUUUCUCUCGCGUUCACAAAGACGAUUACUGUCUGAUUGGGCCAUAUCAGGAGGCAACGGCCAAGACUGACGUCGAAGAAUGCACACCCGAAUCAGAGCCGCUGGCGCGCGCGCUGCAAGCCAUGCGUUCACAGGGCAUCAGCGUGACCUACGGGCGCUGGCUCAUUGAGGGAGCACCAUGGGUCGUGCUGUUCGACGUUGGCUCUGCGUGGUACAAGCUUGGCGGCUGGAAGAAGGAUCUGUAUGAGCUGACGGGCAUUGGCUGUCCGGAUUCGGAUGAAGAGUCCAGCCGCGCCAUUGUCUUUGGCUACCUCGUCGCCUGGUUCCUUGGCGAGUAUGUGCACCAACUUGAGGUGGCUGGCGAGAAAACCAGCGUUGUUGCCCACUUUCACGAAUGGCUCGCUGGUAUCGGCCUUGUGCUGUCGCGCGUCCGCAAUCUCCCCAUCGCCACCGUCUUUACCACACACGCCACCCUCCUCGGCAGGUACUUGUGCGCCGACAAGAGCCAGGACUUUUACAACCGGCUGGACAAGUUUGACGUGGACAAGGAAGCAGGGGAUCGCCAAAUCUAUCACCGCUACUGCAUUGAGCGCGCGUCGGCGCACGGUGCACAUGUGUUCACGACCGUGUCUGAGAUCACAGCGCUCGAGGCCGAGCACCUUCUCAAACGAAAGCCAGACUGCAUCACCCCAAAUGGGCUGAAUGUUGUCAAGUUCAGCGCACUGCACGAGUUCCAGAACAGACACGCGACGGCCAAGGAGAAGAUCCACAAGUUUGUGCGCGGGCACUUUUACGGCCACCUCGACUUUGAUCUGGACAAGACGCUGUACUUCUUCACGGCAGGCCGCUACGAGCUCAUCAACAAGGGCGCAGACAUGUACCUCGAGGCCCUGGCACGGUUGAACUACAAGCUUCAAUCGCAGGCGAACCCCGUGACGGUGGUUGCCUUCAUCAUCAUGCCAACAAAGACAAACAGCUUCAACGUGGAGUCACUGCAGGGCCAGGCCGUCUACAAGCGCAUGACGUGCCGAAAGGACUCCCGCCCGAAGAGGGUUUCCGGGACUCCUGCAGAUCUUCUUGAGCCCGUUGAGACUACCGCUUAUGUGUUCUCGUUCUAA
Molecule: messenger RNA, 1328 nt
Organism: Salpingoeca rosetta
Lineage: Eukaryota; Choanoflagellata; Craspedida; Salpingoecidae
Product: glycogen synthase isoform 1
Exons: 14
Coding region: 27-1328 (433 amino acids)
Biological process (GO): glycogen biosynthetic process
Cellular component (GO): cytoplasm
Molecular function (GO): alpha-1,4-glucan glucosyltransferase (UDP-glucose donor) activity
Source: RefSeq, a predicted model, not a curated record